Molecule: messenger RNA, 2213 nt
Organism: Orbicella faveolata
Lineage: Eukaryota; Metazoa; Cnidaria; Anthozoa; Scleractinia; Merulinidae
Product: phosphatidylserine lipase ABHD16A-like
Biological process (GO): phosphatidylserine catabolic process; monoacylglycerol catabolic process
Cellular component (GO): endomembrane system
Molecular function (GO): monoacylglycerol lipase activity; glycerophospholipase activity
Source: RefSeq, a predicted model, not a curated record
CAGCGGUAUUCUUGUGAAACCAAAACUGAAAGAAAGAUGGCGGAGUUCUAUCGUUGUGCAGUAGGUCCCCAGUUGCACCGAAUUUUCACGAGAAAUAGUCGACAGAGUAGGGCAUACGAAGCAAAUGGACUGGAGCAAUGUGGUGCAGGAGUUUUACGUGCGUUGUCACUGGCUUGGUCUGUUUGUUAUUCAACUUCAUUUGUAACUGCACCAGCAUUAGGAUUUUACCUUUUGAGAAAAGGUCUGUUCAGCCAUGCUGGUUUGGUAAGCCUGUCUAGGUUUAUUGGUACAGGGCUUUUGGUUGUGUUUGGAGCAUUAUGUAUCAGAGGAUAUGGACGUUUUAAAAAUCCAGAUUACAGAAUAUUCUUAGCUCUUUUAGAAGAAACAAGAUUAAAUAACAAUGAGGAAAAUAAGAGAAGACUUGGGUUAUAUGACUUCAGUUUUUACGCUUGGCCUGUUGAUUACCAUUGGGACGAAUCUAAAGCUGACUGCAGCAUGCGCAGGGGAUCAGAAAAUGUCACUUCUCGUAGCAGACCUUCUCCAGGAUUUUUGUCCUUCCUUGGAUCUUGGCCUUGUGACUUUCUAAGGUAUUUUGUUGCACACUCAGUUGGCCGGCCUUUGGUCUACCCUGGUUCCACUGGCCUUCUACAGAGUGGAUUUGGAGAAGCUCUGAUGUCUGGAAGGCAGUUCUUGCUUGAACGUAACGGUCAGAGAGCAAAACUGAAGGCAGCUGACAGCAACGAGAUAGACACCAUGUUCAUGGAUAAGAGAUCACCUGAAGAUGAGGAGAGCAAGGGGAACACUCUGGUCAUAACAUGUGAGGGUAAUGCUGGCUUUUAUGAGGUUGGGCUGAUGACUACGCCAUUAAAAGCUGGAUAUUCAGUGUUGGGAUGGAAUCAUCCUGGUUUUGCUGGCAGCAGUGGUUUUCCUGGCCCAGAAUCUGAGAGGAAUGCUAUAGAUGUUGUCAUUCAAUAUGCUGUUGAAAAACUUGGGUUUCCAGUUUCUAAAAUAGUUAUAUAUGCUUGGUCAAUUGGAGGUUAUCCUGCUGUUUGGGCAUCCAGAGUCCACCCACAAAUUGGUGGCAUGGUAUUGGAUGCUACAUUUGAUGACAUAGUGCCUCUUGCCCAAACCAAGAUGCCUGAAGCCAUAAGUGGUUUUACAACAAGGGUUGUAAAGGAAUACUUUCAUCUAGACAUUGCUCGUCUGCUCUGCAGUUACCAAGGUCCAGUGCUUCUGAUCAGGAGGAUGAGAGAUGAGAUCAUUACAACUGAGGAAGGAAAGAUUAGUUCAAACCGUGGCAAUGAUCUCCUGUUGAAGUUUUUGAAGUUCAGGUAUCCCAGUCUAGUUGAUAGCAAUGGAGAAGACGCCCUGUUGGAAUACCUGGCUGCUCCUGAUCAAGCUACUAAAAAAGCCAUCUGGAACAGCUUGAAUGUUGAUGUUAAUUUAUGUAGGUCAAUGUACAAGAGUUUUGUGGAGCUAAAUGGCAGGGAUUAUCCUAUGAUGUUAGGUCAAGAUCUCUCGGCAGAACAGCGAAUUCAUCUGCUAAUGUUUUUGGUGUUGCAGUAUCUGAUGGACUUUGAUGCCACACACUGCAUCAACUUGCCAGCCUCGGAGUUUCGCUUGCCCUGGAAUGAGCAGUAAAUUUAAUAGUAGCUUGCAGAGGAGGCUGUUUUUCCAGGCUCUCAGUGUUAGCGAAGUUUCGCACACGUGUGUCACGCGCUUUGCGUUUGCGUCACUCUACAGAAGCCCGUGAAACUGCCUGUUCUGCUCCAGAACUGCAUUGAACAGUAAAAUCAACUGCAAUGGGAGAAGACCCAUUUGACUAUUUCCAGUUCCUUACCAGUCUCCCUCAUGGUCGGUGUUUAUUUUGUGAUGAAUAGUGUGAAAUCGUCCACCAUGAACAUUCAAAGUUUUCGUUUUCAGCAUGCCACGGGGAUUUUAUAUGGUGGAGAUUAGUAUAGAGUUGAGUUUUGUUUACACGUAGCCUUGUCAGCUCGUAGAAAAAUGUAUACAUGAAACAAUAAUUGAGCAAGCUUUUUUAUGGAAAUAUUACACCCUUUCCAAACCAAGUCGGAAGUAAUACUCGAGACUCCAUUGUGGGUUUUAUUUAAUUCAGUAUAAUUUAAAUUUAGUGAUGAGACUUGUUGUUCGAAAAUAGUGAACCAGUAAAUACAGCCAGGCAGAUAUUAAAAUGUUAUCAGACUUUAACUUUA